GGGUUCCAUGUUUCCUGCAUUUGUAUUUCUGUUUAUUUUAGCCUCCAGCAGGGACCCAGCACAUAGACAAUUAAGUUCCGGUUAGAACUGUGGUUUCAUUUUUAGGAGCAGUCAGUACUGCGGGGCGCAACUUCCCUCUCGCGUAUUCUGUGUACUUCACGCUGCCCUGCAUGGGAAGCUGCGCCUUUGGUGCAGGACGCUGCAAGCCUGUGGGGCAGUCCCCUCUCCCCAUAAAUUUCAUCACACCCGCUGGGAGAAGAUCUUGGAAGAGUUUCUGGAGAAUUACCAAAGAAGACAAUACAGUUUACCGGGAGUGAGAAAAAACAAUGGAUCCAGACUUUUUAAAUGUGUUUACACAGCCUGCUGCACUUGAUCAGUUCCUAGCUGAGAAUGUCAUCGCUCAAGGUGAGAAGAAGAAACUCAUAAAACCAACCUCAAGCAACAAUCCCAAAUUGGAAGAAUUAAAACUGUUAUUGAUUGACUGGAUUAACACAACUCUGAGAGAGGAACACAUAGUAGUUAAAAGUCUGGAGGAAGAUCUGUAUGACGGGCUUGUACUUCAUCAUCUCUUGGAAAACCUAGGAUCUCUCAAGCUGGAUGUUGACAAGAUCGCAUUAACAGAAAAAAAACAGCGACAGAAACUCUCUGUGAUUCUGGAAACUGUGGCUAAGUGUUUGCAACUGGAAAAAAGUCAGCUGAAAUGGAGUGUGGAAUCUAUCUUGACAAAGGACUUAGUGAGCACACUGCAUCUUCUGGUUGCAAUAGCAAAGCACUUCGAACCCAACCUGGCCAUGCCUCCAAAUGUUCAAGUGGAAACAAUCACCAUUGAGAACACCUCCAGAGGAUUAAAAACAUCAAAUGCCGUGGAAUAUAUCACAGAAAACAAGGAGAAUUUAGAAGCACAGUCAGAAGAUGAUGCCUUUGAUGAAUUAUUUAGCCGUGCUCCAGAUAAACUGGAUGCUGUAAAAAAGGUAUUACUGCAAUUUGUCAACCAGCAUGUUGGAAAAUUAGGAUUAAAUGUGAAAGACAUCAGCUCUCAGUUUGCAGAUGGAGUUAUCUUACUUCUGUUAAUUGGACAACUGGAGGGUUACUUUCUGAAUUUAAGGCAUUUCUUCCUGACUCCAGACAGCACUGUGGAGAUGCUUCACAAUGUUAACGUUGCAUUGGACUUGCUGGCAGAUGGAGGUCUUCUGAAUUUUUCUGUGAACUCUGAAGAUAUUGUGAACGGAGAUAUGAAGACUACAAUGCGAAUUCUGUAUUGCUUGUAUUCCAAAUACAAAUCCAAGGAAACAUGAAGAGCAAGGCCAAGAGCUUGGACUUUGUUUUUUGUUCUUUUUUUUUUUUUUUUUUCCCUAGCAUAUCAUGCUCAGAUUUUUGGAUUCCCAGCUCUGUUUGCCACUGCAAGUGCAUGCACUUGUGUCUGACACUUGUUGUAUUAACAUUGUAUAUACAAGUAUGUAUUCAUGCAAGUUUUCACGUAGGCCUGAGUAACUAAGUAUGUGUGUGUCCAGGGCCAGUGUAUUGUGUAAUUCUGUGGCUGUAGCUCUUGCUCCAGACCCUGUCUCUUGUUCUGUCUGAGGCCCCCUAAUGCUGCAAAGAAGUGAAUUCUAGGCUCUGCAAUCUUUGCUUCUGGAGGUAAAUUUGGAAGCUGUAAUUACAACCUCCCCACUUUCCUGCUUGAGUGACUCUAGAAACUAGAGAGUGGAAGGACCACAACAGCAUCACUGGGAAGAGGAAGAUUGCAGACACACUUGAAGCUCAAGUUCAAAACCUUCUUUAGACAGGUGGCCAGCUGUUCUCAGACAAGAGGAUAUGGAUUGGACACCAAACGCAUAGGUAGCAGAGAUGAAAGCUGAACUUACCCAGUGUCUAAUACAGUUCCACCAUCUGCCUGCUCAAAUACAGAAAAGGGACUCAACAACAUGCUGGUUUGACACUAUGCUGUAGCAGAGAGGUCUCCUGCACAGCUGUAGAAAAAUGUCUUUGUUUCCUUGCUAAGCUAAUGCCAAACUGUGGCCAGCUCCAGCCUUUUGCAGCCCAAAUGUAAUGUCUGAGUAGCAAGAAUGCCAAUUCCUGGGUCAAGCAUGUUGUAAGAGUGACUAACAUGACCGCACUUUCUCUCCAGUAAGAGGUAGACAGAUGCUGUCUUCCUCUGCAGCUGGUAGAGGUAGAGGCCAUCAUGGGUGGGAGUAGUGAAACUCUCAGCUUCUGCCACUUCCGACAGCACACUCAUGCUGCAGGGACUCUAAAACCCCUCUGAGACUCUCAGCUGGAUUUGUUCAGCAACCAUCCUCAAGCAUCCCAGCAGCUCCCUCUGGAUGCAGGAAGGCUAGUUGCAAUUUCUGAUAGCUGUCACCCUCGGUCAUUGUUGAGGGUUUUAAAUCAGAACUCCUUCAAAACCUCCGUAUACUCCCUUGACCUUAAAAUUACGUCAUGUUUGUGUUGCAUAAAGCUUGAGAUCUAAUGAAAAAAAUGUUUUGAUAUUAUUUUGGCUUCCAUCUAAACUUAUUUAAUUUCCUGUCGUCAGUGACUCUGACAUUUGAUCUCUGAUCUGAUCCUCCAUCUGUGUGUUAAUGGGAAACCAAAGCUUGCCUAGUGCAAGGGCUGACAUUUACAGAGAAUUUGUUGUGUCUACCUGAGGAUCACAUGGCCUAAGAAAGAUCCUUAGAUAGCAGCGCUGGUAAGUGUUCAAGUUCUGCCUUUGAUAAUGGUAAUACUGCACAGCUGCUGGAGGAAAGGGUUCUGCAAACUGCCCUGAGCCUUUUUGCACCAAUGAUUAUCUUGUUAUGUUUUUACAGAGAAAAAUCCAAUGCAUGGUGCCAAUGAGCUGCAAGAUCAGCUUGCUUCCCUAGCAAAUGUUGGUUGUGUGUGCUGUUUUGAACGAUUUAAGUAAAGAAUACUUGUCUUUUUCAUGUGCAA
This is a messenger RNA of Strigops habroptila (Kakapo), 2919 nucleotides long. It is a transcript of the gene PARVG, whose product is annotated as parvin gamma. Gene Ontology annotation, biological process: establishment or maintenance of cell polarity; substrate adhesion-dependent cell spreading; cell projection assembly. Lineage: Eukaryota; Metazoa; Chordata; Aves; Psittaciformes; Psittacidae. Gene Ontology annotation, cellular component: actin cytoskeleton; cytoplasm; focal adhesion. The transcript is spliced from 13 exons. Gene Ontology annotation, molecular function: actin binding. The record is from RefSeq and is a predicted model, not a curated record. The coding region runs from base 327 to 1295 and encodes 322 amino acids.